UGGCACCUGACCGCGAGUUACCGACACCAUAGGUGCCAACUGCCCUACCAGGAUACGUUUAUAAAUGGGAAGGGGGGUAGGGGUGUCUCUCACGCAUUCCCGGCAGCUUGUACUCCCCACAUGAGUGGUGCCCCCUCCACUCACUCCUGGGGGUCUCACUCUGACCGGUGACGCCCCGCACCUCCUGUGCUGUCAGCCUGUUACUUCCUCUGAAGUUGUGUUCUUUUCAUGCUAAUCAACAGGAAGCGCGCGCUCACCACAACAGCACAGAGCAGGGCGCACACUCGAGUAGGAGCUGCCGAGGGAGACGGUCACAGCGCCAGCGUGGAGGUGACACCCGAAGACUCAAGGAGCCCAGUGGGAUGGCCUACUGCUAGUCUGGUCCCUUGCAAACAAGAAGUACGUGAAGCUCCUUCCCUUGUUGUAAUCAGAGUGUGAGAUCUCAUUGAUCUGGAGGUCAGAUUAGCUUCACCCCCCCGCCCCCCGACCCCACCACAAGGAUGAAGCUCCUCUGCUACCUGCUCCUGGUCACUCGAGUGGUUUUUGCUUGGAACACUAACGACUCAGAGUCAACCACUCACAACGGCAUCAGUGAUCACAGUACCAUAGGAAAUUUAAGUGAGAGCCAAACUACAGGAAUCUUUAAAGGGGAAUUUCAAACAGAGGGAAAACCAGAAAGAAAAACAGAGGCAGAGAUGGCUCUGAAGGUUUCAACGCUCAAUACUACCCCAGUGCCAAUCACAGAAAAACAUAUGGUGGAAACAACAAGCAAGGUCUACACUACGGCUGAGCCCUCUACCAUGGAACGUGCAACGGAUAAAGUAGAAGAGACCAAUAUCAUCACAAAAUCUUACUCCACACAUUCUGUACCCUCGAGUAACUUACUGUUGGGUCUAUCAGCCACUAGAAGUACCACCAAGAGUGAAUCCAGUACAAAUACCCCAGUAGGAACAUCCAGACCUUCUUCCGUGGACUCUACAACCUUGACUAAGUCAACGCUGGUACUACCAACCACUAGUGUGCCCACCAACAGUACAUCAAGUAAACAGGUCACCAGCAAGCAUCUGCAAACAACUCCACUGCAAUUGUCACUGUCCACUUCUACCACUGUCAGCACUCCCCUACUUAGUUCAUCUGGUGCAUCCAUCUUUGAAGGAGAAGGUAAAGAGGAACGUAGCAUUCCAACCAUGAUAUCGACCAGCUCUUCUUUCAUGGCAUUAACCACUGGCAAAAAUGACACAGAAAAAUCCAGCAGCAACUGGACAUGGAUUGUUAUCUUUCUUGUCAUAGCCUUGCUUAUUUCAUUCUGUAUUGUAUUAACUUUCUGCAUCAGCUGCAAGAAGAGGCAAAGGUCCAAGACCCUCAACUCAAGCCUGACCAAGAAGAAAAAGAAGGGUAAGGAGGAAGAUGCCUGGGCGGGUCCCAUGCCACUCAAGGAGGAUAACGUCACUGUUGAAGAUGAGGGUGGAGUCAGCGACAAGGUCCCCGAUGCAGUGAACAAGCGGACCUCCCUCUCCACCUUCUUUGGGAAGCGCAAGUCCCGGCAGGCGUCAGUCAUUCUGGAAUCGGUCAGCAUCCAAGAAAUGAAGGACUUGAGCAAAAAGGAAGAAGACAACCUGAGCCAGCCUCUCUUGGGCCCACAUUCGAAUGGCUGUCCUUCAACGGUGGAAAAACCAAAUGGUACCACCGCUUCCUCCUCUGCCCCAGAAGAAAAUGGGUGUGUCACCCAAGCCAAGGAAGGACCGCUAAGUAAUAACGUUCAGCCGACACCAACCUCUGAUGUCCCACCAAAACCUGAAGCAGAGACCGACUUGCCUCCUCCUCCUCCAUUGGCAGAGGAUGUCAUCUUAAAGACUUCUUUGUAAGGCUCAGAGUGGAAGAUGAUGCCACGAUGGUUGCUCAUCUAAGAGUCUGUGGCCACGUGGUGGUGGUACUGCUAAAAAGUGUAUGGUUUUUCACCUUGUACUCCAGGAAUUGUGAGAUACCACUUGACUCAGGUCAGUCCAUGAUGGUUCCAAAACAUGAAAGCUAAAGUAUCCACUUACUGAAACCCCACCUCACCCCACCGUAAAAGAUGGCAUCUGAGGACAGCAUAUGGAGGGACUAUGUGCAUUUGGAUGACCAUCUGGAUAGAAUGAAUGUUGAGUAACUUGUAGAAUUAGUUAUGUGGCUGAUGGACAGUCAAUUGAUUGCUUCUUUCUUUCUUUCUUUUUCUUUUGUUCGUUCGUUUCGUAGCUAAGACAUUACAUUUUCGGAUUUGCAAAGUGCGGCACAGUAACUUCAGUACAUUAUCACACAAAUAUUUUUACCCAUAACACAUAUUUCAUAAUUAAAGCAGGAAAUUGCUCUAGCUGGUGACAUAUUAGAUAUGUGAAACCUUCAGGCCGCAGGUUUUCACGCCAUGGUUACAUGCAAAAGAAGAAGGUGUCCAAUGUAAAGGAUUCAAUGGUGCAGUAGGGUGAAUUGCGCCCCUCCAACAUCAAACCCUUUUCCACUUGAUCUACACAUGCAGCACACACACACACACACACACACACACACACACAGCUUCCCUUUGGGCCUCCAGCCGCCCCAGCAUACUUUUUAAAGACAGGUAUGGUAUGGAGUGCAGAUAAACAGGAAGCUCUGACACAACACAUGCAAGGUUCUGUUUCACCACAUGCAAAAGUGGGGCAGCAAAUCAGCCUCACCCAGGAUGCCGUGCACAUGCUGCAU
Polypterus senegalus (gray bichir) is the source of this 2715-nucleotide messenger RNA. Its product is annotated as leukosialin. The transcript is spliced from 2 exons. The record is from RefSeq and is a predicted model, not a curated record. Lineage: Eukaryota; Metazoa; Chordata; Cladistia; Polypteriformes; Polypteridae. Bases 501 to 1865 code for a protein of 454 amino acids.